CUCGCUUAGUGCGGGGCUGCGUCGGCUGGCAGGAGGAGCUCCGGCGGUAUGAGAAACGAGGGGGGAAGAGGCGAGCAGACGGACUAAAACGGAGAAAUCGUGGCUGCAUCUGGAACUGCGGAGCAAAGAACGGUAUCGCUUCCUUUGACAAGGGAAAAAACAGUGGAAUGAAGGGAGACAAAGCACAUGCAGACCGGGCUGCUGGAUCAAACGAAAGACGAGCCAGCCUGCUAGCUAUUUACUUCACUCCACAUUAAUAGACCAUGCACAAGAAAAAAAGGGGAGAUCAGCCACGGUGCGAGAGUGAAGUGGAUUUCUCUGGCCGCGGUCGAGUCGACGAGUUCGUCUUAGAAAUAUGAGCAUGACAGACAGAGCAGCACGGAGGAGAGUGAAACAGCGUUUACUCAGAUGUCAGCGUGGGGAGAGUCGCCGACGCGUUGGCCGGAAUUUCAUACACUAAACCAUUUAAGGCGCCCCGUAUCACGUUUUCUAAGCCAUAAUGAAGACAGUAUUCCCGUUUUCUGCUUUGCCUGCAGCUGUGCCAUACUUGCAGAUCUAAUAAAUACGGACUCGCAAGGCAGGAUUGAAUCGAAUUUGAACGUUUAGCCGACUGCUUAAAUGUUUUGGCACUGGGCGGUAGAAUCGACAUGACAACGUGUCCAGAUGUUCACUGUGUCAUGUAAACGCUGAAUCCUGCCUGGAAUAACGUUUAACUUUCAGAGCACCGCCAGUGUGAUAUGGGAAAGCCGUGGAACUGCGGAAGCCAUAAAAACUGAGCAAAGUGUUGGAAUAAGCUUUGUUUGUGAGUACUCUGCCAAUAAGGCGACACCGCCACGUCCAAGAAACGGCGAUGCGCUUUAAUAGCCUUACACCAUUCACUAAGAGGGACCCAGUAACUCCGCGCACUGGGAUGAACUAAGAUCUAAAGCAACGCACAGUGGACGAAACCGGCAACAGUCAAGCUUGAAUUGAGCGUACCCAUGGAGAUACCGUGAGCAGCUCGGGAUGCAGGAGUGAAACCAGAGCAGCACCACCCUAGCACGAGGAUGAAGAGAAGCGCAUGAGCCACAUCGCUGGAAAGGCAGGUCUUCGCCAUGGCGCAAACCAGUCUGCUGCAGGGGAAGCGCUUUUACUGCAGGGAGUGGGUCUUCCACAAGCUCCAGCACUGCCUGCAGGAGAAGGCUAGCACCCUGCUCGGGGCGUCUGUCACCCCGAGCAAGCAGGGCACAGCUGGUACCGUCGGUCCUGGGGCGGGAGGGUCAGCACCCCCGUCGGGGAAGGGGGCGGCUUGGGGGGUGCUUCUGGUGGGGGGUCCAGGGAGUGGGAAGACGGCCCUCUGCACAGAGCUGCUGUGGCCCAGCUCCCCCCAGGGGUCGCACCGGGGCCUGCACCGGCAGGGCCUGGCCUUCCACUUCUGCCGGGCUGAAGACUCGGACACCCUCUGCGUCAGUGGCUUCAUUCGGGGGCUGGUGGCCCAGAUCUGCCGCAGCGGGCUGGUCCCGGGAUACGAGGAGAGAGUUCGGGACCCCGCCGUGCAGAGCGCCUUGCAGCCAGGGGAGUGCGAAAGGAACCCCGCUGAGGCCUUCAAAAGGUGCGUGCUCCUCCCCCUCCUGGGUGUCCAGGCCCCCCAGCAGUCCCUCUUCCUUCUGGUGGACUCCAUCGAUGAGGGCUGCCAGCUGGGCGAGGCGGAGCCGAGGCCCACCCCGGGCUCCUGCAGAACCAUCGCCGAGUUGCUGGCCGGCCACUACGAGUUCCUGCCCCCCUGGCUGCUCCUCAUCUGCUCUGCCCGCCGCCAGAACAAAGCCGUCACCAAGCUCUUCACAGGUUUUCGCAAAAUCAGCCUGGAUGACCUCCGCAAGGCGUACAUUGUGAAGGACGUGCAGCAGUACAUCCUACACCGGCUGGACCAGGAGGAGGCGCUCAGGCAGCACCUCACCAAGGAGACGGCCGAGAUGCUCAACCAGCUGCACAUCAAGAGCAGCGGCUGCUUCCUGUACCUGGAGCGCGUGCUGGACGGCGUGGUGGAGAACUUCAUCAUGCUCCGCGAGAUCCGCGACAUCCCGGGCACGCUCAACGGCCUCUACCUGUGGCUUUGCCAGAGGCUCUUCGUCAGGAAGCAGUUCGCUAAGGUCCAGCCCAUCCUCAAUGUGAUGCUGGCCGCCUGCCGGCCCCUCACGGUCAAGGAGCUGUACCACGCGGUCUGGACCAAGAAUAUGGCACUGACCAUGGAGGAGUUCCAGAAGAAGAUGGACAUCCUGUCCAAGCUCCUGGUCAAGGGCCUCGGGAGCACCAGGAUCCUCUUCCACUACAGCUUUGCGGAGUGGCUACUGGAUGUCAAGCACUGCACCCAGAAGUACCUGUGCAAUGCAGCUGAGGGCCACAGGAUGAUGGCCAUGAGCUACACCUGCAGGGCCAAGGAGCUCAACCCGCUGGAGGUACAGGAGUUUGCUCUGCACCUCAUCAGCUCCAACCUGCAGAUCGAGCCCUACAACCUCGCCCUCUGGAUGGUGUGGAAUGGAACGCCGGCCAAGGACUCCCUGACGACCUCCAUCCCCAAAGAGCAGGAGGUGCUGCAGCUCCUGGUCAAGGCCGGCGCCCACGUCAACAGCGAGGACGACCGCGCCUCCUGCAUCGUGCAGCAGGCCCUAGAGAGGGAGGACUCCAUCCGGACGCUGCUUGACAACGGGGCCUCGGUAAACCAGAGCGACUCCGGCGGCAGGACUUUGCUGGCCAACGCUGCAUACAGCGGCAACCUGGACGUGGCCAACCUGCUCAUCGGCCGGGGCGCAGACCUGGAGCUGGCCGACAGCCACGGGCAGACAGCACUGACACUGGCGGCGCGGCAGGGCCACACCAAGGUGGUGAACUGCCUCAUCGGCUGCGGCGCCAACAUCAACCACAGCGACCACGAUGGGUGGACGGCGCUGCGGUCUGCCGCCUGGGGGGGCCACUCAGAGGUGGUGUCCGCCCUCCUGUACGCUGGCGCCAAGGUCGACUGUGCCGACAUGGACAGCAGGACUGCGCUCCGGGCGGCUGCCUGGGGGGGACACGAGGACAUUGUCCUGAAUCUGCUCCAGCACGGCGCCGAGGUCAACAAGGCCGACAACGAGGGGAGGACGGCGCUCAUCGCAGCAGCGUACAUGGGCCACCGGGAGAUCGUAGAGCACCUCCUGGACCACGGGGCGGAGGUGAACCACAAGGAUGUGGACGGGAGAACCGCCCUCUCCGUUGCUGCCCUCUGCGUGCCCGCCAGCAAAGGCCACGCCUCCGUGGUCAGCCUCCUCAUCGACCGGGGUGCGGAGGUAGACCACUGCGACAAGGACGGCAUGACCCCGCUGCUGGUGGCGGCCUACGAGGGGCACGUGGACGUGGUCGACCUGCUGCUGGAGGGCGGGGCGGAUGUGGACCACGCAGACAACAACGGCCGGACCCCGCUCCUCGCGGCGGCCUCCAUGGGCCACGCCUCCGUGGUCAACACCCUGCUGUUCUGGGGUGCGGCGGUGGACAGCAUCGACGGAGAGGGGAGGACGGUGCUGAGCAUUGCGUCCGCUCAGGGGAACGUGGAGGUCGUUCGCACCCUGCUGGACAGAGGGCUCGACGAAAACCACAGGGACGACGCCGGCUGGACCCCGCUGCACAUGGCCGCCUUCGAGGGCCACCGGCUGGUGUGCGACGCCCUCAUCGAGCAGGGUGCCCGCUGUACGGAGGUGGACAAUGACGGCCGCAUCCCGCUGAUCCUAGCCGCUCAAGAGGGCCACUAUGACUGUGUGCAGAUACUGCUCGAGGACAAGUCGAGCAUCGAUCAGCGGGGCUAUGAUGGAAGGAACGCUCUCCGAGUGGCCGCCCUGGAAGGCCACAGAGACAUUGUGGAGCUGCUCCUCAGUCACGGCGCAGACAUAGACUAUAAAGACGCUGACGGCCGCCCCACCCUCUACAUCCUGGCACUUGAGAAUCAGCUGGCCAUGGCAGAGUAUUUCCUGGAAAACGGUGCCAACGUUGAGGUCAGCGACCCCGAGGGGAGAACAGCCCUCCACGUGUCCUGCUGGCAGGGGCAUGUGGAGAUGGUGCGGAUGCUGGUCAGCUACCACGCGGACGUCAACUCGAGCGACAAUGAACGGCGCUCCGCCCUGCAGUCUGCCGCCUGGCAGGGCCACAUCAGGGUCGUCCGCCUUCUGAUCGAGAGCAGCACGCACGUCGACCACACGUGCAACCAGGGCGCCACUGCACUCUGCAUCGCCGCCCAGGAGGGCCAUGUCGACGUGGUGCAGGCCCUGCUGGACCACGGCGCCGACCCCAACCACGCCGACCAGUUCGGCCGCACCCCCAUGAGGGUGGCGGCCAAGGGGGGCCACGCGCAGAUCAUCAAGCUUCUGGAGAAGUACGGCGCCUCCACUCUUAACGGCUGCACCCCUUCUCCCGUGCACCCCAUGGAGCAGAAGGGUCCCGCAUCCGUGACGGGAAAGACGCCCUCCCUCACCAACAAGUCCAACAGCUCCGGGAGCACAGGUCCCGGCGACCUCCAGCCGUCAGGGCGCGGCCCUGCCAACGGGCCGGCCCACGCCUUCAGCUCCCCGUCCGAGUCGCCCGACUCCACCGUCGACCGGCAGAAGUCCUCCCUCUCCAACAACUCCCUGAAGAGCUCCAAGAACUCCUCCCUGAGGACCACCUCGUCCACCGCCACCGCCCAGACCGUGCCCAUAGACAGCUUCCACGGGCUGACCUUCACCGAGCAGAUCCAGCAGCACUCCCUGCCCCGCAGCCGGAGCCGGCAGUCCAUAGCAUCCCCCUCCUCCACCACCAAGUCCGUAGGGCAGCAGCCCAGCUCCCCAUCCAGUGAGUUUGAGUGGAGCCAAGUCAAGCCCAGCCUGAAGUCAACAAAAGGGAGCAAAGGUGGAAAUGGCACCUCCAACAGCAAGGGCGGAUCAGGUGAGAAGAAGAAGGCCCGCAACGGAGGCUCGUCCCAGGGCCAGGUGCUGGAGUACGAGAUGACCCAGUUCGACAAAAGGAUCGCGCUCGCCAAGCCGGUGUCCAACGUCGCCCUGAAAGACCCGCCCUGUAAGAUCUUGACCCCGCCUUUGGUGCACCAGGACGUGGGCCGCUCCCAGCAGCAAUUCCUCAUCCAGCAGCAGGGGGGCGCCGAAAAGAAAAGGAACGGCAUCAUGACAAACCCCAAGUAUCACUUGCAGGGCAAUCAGGUGUUCCUUGGCAGAGUGUCUGUGCCCAGAACUGUGCAGGACCGAGGGCACCAGGAAGUUCUGGAGGGCUACCCAAUAGGAGAAACUGAACUAAGCCUUAAACAAGCCCUCAAACUGCAGAUUGAAGGAUCAGAUCCUGCUUUUAACUAUAAAAAGGAGACACCCUUAUAGCUGAUGUCUGGAGUCGCGUUCAACGCCCAGACGUGGGAGAGUGUGUGCCAAAGAGGGCUGUUUCACCCAAACAGAACUGAGUAGGGCCGACCCUGUUCUCCGUGGGGGGGCUGGUGGAGGGUGGCGGUUGGGGGUGCUCAAAAUGUUUCGAAAGCACGGAGGAGAAUGUUCUUACCGCACACGGAUUACACGACUGAUACUGCGACGUGCCUAUGUUUGUGAUGGCCUUCUUAGCGUAACCCUGCACGCUUUUUUUAUUAUUUUAUUUAAAAUGUAUCAAUAUUUAAU
Messenger RNA from Megalops cyprinoides (Indo-Pacific tarpon), 5654 nucleotides. Its product is annotated as ankyrin repeat domain-containing protein 50-like. NCBI's taxonomy places the organism in Eukaryota, Metazoa, Chordata, Actinopteri, Elopiformes, Megalopidae. The transcript is spliced from 5 exons. The record is from RefSeq and is a predicted model, not a curated record. Gene Ontology annotation, molecular function: protein binding. The coding region runs from base 1095 to 5366 and encodes 1423 amino acids.